This is a messenger RNA of Trichomonas vaginalis G3, 513 nucleotides long. RefSeq names its product transmembrane protein family. The transcript has a single exon. The record is from RefSeq and is a predicted model, not a curated record. Bases 1 to 513 code for a protein of 170 amino acids. NCBI's taxonomy places the organism in Eukaryota, Parabasalia, Trichomonadida, Trichomonadidae.
AUGAUUUCCACAGCAAAAGUAAUUUUCCCAUUUAGAGUAUUUGCAUUCUGUUCUCUAUAUAUAGUAAUGAACGUUGUUUUGUUCGUAAUAGAUAAAAACGAAAGUCAACAGGCAAAUCCAAUCAAAAAUUAUUACGCAAAUCGUAUUAAUAACUCAGUUGCAAAUCCAUAUAUGCCAGAUUCAUUUAAAAAUAGCAUUCGUGGUAUUUUCUCGUCAGGAAAACAAAUCAAACAUGUACAGAAACAAAUAAAAAUAUGGUUAAUCGUCUCAGAUGUUCUAUUAGCUCUUGUAUUCAUAUUUAUUAUCCUAGGCUUUUCUACUACGUCUGCUCCUUUAAGCUUUAUUGAAGGAUGCCUUCAUUUCAUUGGCACCGUCUUAAUUUCAAACACCAUGCUUCAACCUGCUAGCUCAGAUUAUAUUAUCUGUGGCGUUUUCUUUGGUGUAAUGGCUCCAUUUUUAUUAGAAAUAUGGGAAAUAUUCUGUUUAUUAUGCCUCAAGACCGAUUUUUACUAA